AUGGACGCCAUAAAAGUGUUUAACAACGUGGCACAUGGAGUGAAAAAUGUGAAAACAAUCCUUUCGGUAUUCGAUGGAAUUGACAAGUCAAUUAAGGAGCAGAAGAAGAAAAUAUUGAAACCACGGACUAUUAUGGAUAUUUGCAUUUUGCAGACUAUAUUGGAAAAAGUCGCUAAAUCCCAAAACGAGGAGCUAAUCAAGGACUUUGAGCAACACGAGAUAACAGUAAGACUGGAGAAAGUAGCCCUAUUGAUAAUCCAAUAUGAAGCAAGAGACGGCAAGAAUCUCAAUAAAAAAGAGAAGCAGAGAUUAGGAUAUGUUGUGGAGGAGAUCGAGUGUAUUUAUGAUCAUUCGAAGGCACUUAUGUUGGCUAAUGUUUUAGAUGUCACUGGAAGUUUUAAACUUUGA
This is a messenger RNA of Caenorhabditis remanei, 408 nucleotides long. RefSeq lists its product as uncharacterized. The coding region runs from base 1 to 408 and encodes 135 amino acids. NCBI's taxonomy places the organism in Eukaryota, Metazoa, Nematoda, Chromadorea, Rhabditida, Rhabditidae. The record is from RefSeq and is a predicted model, not a curated record. The transcript is spliced from 2 exons.